UCUAGAUACACUUAAUCUCAAAAUGUACGGACAUCAACGCAAAUGGACACAGACACACAAACGUGGACUUGUUUGAAACAACGAGUUUCUCGAGACGACUCCUCCCCCCAUUCAUCGAAUGCGACCUUUUAGCAAUUUGUUUCCUCCACAACAGUGAGUUCUAACCAACCAACCAACUAACCAACAACUCUGCAUUUGCCUUUUUUAUUUCUCUUCUCUGCAUCUCUGAAUCUCUCUCUCUCUCUCUCUCUCUCAAGAAACAACAAUGACAGAAACACAAACCGACAUUGUUGAUCAACAAGAAGAAGAAACAAGAACAACGACUCAGCCAUUGAUCCCAGGUUUACCCAACGAGAUCGCUGAGCUUUGUCUCCUUCGUCUCCCUUACCCAUACCACGCUCUCUUCCGCUCCGUUUCAUCUUCUUGGAACACAACAAUCACCAGCCCAAGCUUCCUCCACUCCAAGCAAUCUCUCUCCAUCUCUUCUCCUUACCUCUUCGUCUUCUCCUUCAACAAAUCAACGGCCAAGAUCCAAUGGCAGUCCCUCGAUCUUUCAUCCGGCCGUUGGUUCGUUUUACCUCCGAUGCCCACCUCUUUCGCCAAGAUCUCGUCUCCCCACGCGCUCUCCUGCGCGUCGAUCCCACGCCAAGGAAAGCUUCUCGUCCUCGGCGGCGGCGAAUCCUCCCGCUCCGCCGUCGUCUACACCGCCUUGACGAACCGAUGGUCGCUCGCGUCUCCGAUGCUGAGUCCGAGAACGCACUUCGUCUCCGGGAACCUCGACGGCAGAAUCAUGGCCGUCGGCGGGAGUCUGGACGGGCACGGAGGAGGAGAAGCGACGAAGGACGUCGAGUCGUACGAUCCGGAGAGCGACACGUGGAAGGAGUCCGCGAAGCUCCCGAUGGUGCUGGCGAAGUACGACUCCGCCGUGGUGGGGAGAGAGAUGCUGGUGACGGAAGGCUGGGCGUGGCCGUUCAUGUUUCCGCCGAUGGGACAGGUGUACGAUCCAGAUGAAGACACGUGGCGAGAGAUGAGCGGCGGGAUGAAGGAAGGGUGGACGGGCGUGAGCGUCGUGAUCCGUGGGAGGCUGUUCGUGAUCUCGGAGCACGGCGAUUUUCCGAUGAAGGUUUACUCUUCGGACGACGACACGUGGACGUACGUGAGUGGGGAGAAGCUUCCCAGGGAGGCGAUGCGGCGUCCUUUCGCGGUGGCGGGAGUGGAAGACCGGGUCUUCGUGGUGGGCGAAGGGCUUAGCGUGGCGGAAGGUAGAGUGAGCGAGGGGCAAAACGGGGAGUUCAGUGUUGUGUGGAGGAUGAUGAUCACGUCGUCUCCUCAAGCUCGUGGUGCUCAGUUUUCACCUGCUAGUUGUCACGUGCUUUAUGUCUGAUUAUAUAAUACUUGUCUCAAGGACUUGAGUGUAUAUGGUUGAUUCGCUUGGCUUAGUUACGUGAAAGGUUUACACGAAUUAA
Raphanus sativus (radish) is the source of this 1466-nucleotide messenger RNA. Its product is annotated as F-box protein AFR. Bases 266 to 1384 code for a protein of 372 amino acids. The record is from RefSeq and is a predicted model, not a curated record. The transcript has a single exon. Gene Ontology annotation, molecular function: protein binding. NCBI's taxonomy places the organism in Eukaryota, Viridiplantae, Streptophyta, Magnoliopsida, Brassicales, Brassicaceae.